AUGGCCCUAGUCGAACUCUCCUCCUUGGGCCAACUUCCCUCCUCGAAGGAAUUUAAAGAAAAAUACACCAGAACCAACGUUUUAAAAGUGUCUGUAUAUGUCCAUCUCUUAGCUGUGUUUCGAGAUAAGGAAUGGAAUCCAACCGGCCCAGGAGCCGUGGUGUUCACCGAUUACACCCCAGUUAAGGAAUCUGCAAUCAUAGGAAAAGUUUUGCCGCCAUCUGUCCCUCGUUCCUUCAGAGCAAAUGGGCGCCAAUUGGAUCAAAAUUACUUGCACGCCUUGAGCUUAAGUCAUGAGCAGUUUCGCACCUAUUCAGGAGCACUAGCGUCAACUUACGGUGUCGAGAGAGAGCGUAACAUGGAUGCUGAGCUGGCAGACUUGCAGGACUUGGGAAUUCUAGCGAAGGUACAGUUCCGGGUGAUUGAAAAGUUCAACAGCGCAGGCUCCGGUAUGUCAGGGUAUACCAAUAGUAUCGAGUUCAUAACAAGGGAACUGCUCGCUGCAUACACACAGGACUCUUCAUUUAAGAACUUCAUUUACAGAUUCAAGAGCAUGGUGAGCGACCUGACAUACCUAUCAGCCGAUAAGAGGUUGGGAUUAAACUCGUUUCUCGGAGAUCAUUCCUCACGGUCUCCGGCCCCGAUCUACCCAGACUCGCAAGACAUCAGCAUGUUGCAGUCACAAAGGGUGCAAGAGCCUGCUUACAAGAAAAAGAGAAUUAGUGGGGCAGCACUUAUCCAUGCACCAGCCAAUUUCGAAGAAGAGGAGCUAGGAUCCCAAAUGACAUCGAGCCAAUUGGACCGACCAGUGCAUAGCAACCAGUUCAUGAGUCAGAGCAGCGAGUCCAUCAUCAACCCAACCAUUCAGAACAGCCAAGGCACCGAAAAUCUCAUGCUGCAGAUCCAAGUGGAUGAGGUGCUUAUCGAUAAAGUGACCAUUGCAAAAUUAAAUGCGAUAGCAGACACUACAAAGGUGCUCGGGGACAAGGUGUUUGCCAUAGAUACCCGAGUUAUGGGCAUGGCACCUCUUAUUCCUAUUAUUGUGAAACCAUAUGGCCGUACAAUGAAGGUAACAAGCUUCAAACUCAUAUUGAAGGAUGCUAGUGGGGACCAGAUGUACGUGGAAUUUCACGAAGAGAGAGAUAUAUGCGCAUUCUUGGGGGUUAAUGAGGUCGAAGAGCUAAUCGACUUAGUGGAGGAUGUGGAAGAGCGAACACUCAACCUCGUGAACUCUGGAACCCUGCAUCAUCAUCGAGACGUGAGAGUAAAGAGAAAAUGGUUACAACUCCCAGGAUACAAAUAUGGGUACUGGACGAUAGUGGGGACGCUACGGGAUUUGACCAAAGACUUGGACUAA
This is a messenger RNA of Suhomyces tanzawaensis NRRL Y-17324, 1356 nucleotides long. RefSeq lists its product as uncharacterized. The transcript has a single exon. The record is from RefSeq and is a predicted model, not a curated record. Lineage: Eukaryota; Fungi; Ascomycota; Pichiomycetes; Serinales; Debaryomycetaceae. Bases 1 to 1356 code for a protein of 451 amino acids.